AUGACUGUUACUCAAGAGUACCUUGACUUACUCCUUGCUCUCUCCUCCAAGUUUGGGGAACACACAUAUGACAGUCAUGUAUUACCGAUACUUGCUGUCUGCGUUAUUUCGAUUUCCCGAUUACGAUGGGCCUUCCAGUCGGAGAAAAUCAUUAGCCAUAGUACUAAGAAGUUUGAGGGGCAACCAUGGCGACUUGCUCGUGGGGAUAAGGAUGUGAUCAUCUUUCCCACCAGCUUCAUCCCCGAAUUGAAUAAGCUACCGUCAUCCGUGUUAAACUCACGAAGAUAUCAUUCAGAUAAUGUGAUAUCUGGAUUGGUUGGUAUGGAUGUUAUUAGGUUAACAAAUCACCACGUCAAAGUUCUCUUGGGCCGAAUUAGCCCAGCUAUACCUCAGCUACUCCAACCCACAGCCCAACGUACCGCAGCGGCGAUAGAAAGAUUAUUCCCACAGAAAACCGAUGAAUGGACGUUAAUUGAGCCUCUCGAUAUCGUGGUCGAGUGUGUUACCGAAGGUAUAGCCCUUGCUUUAGUUGGUCCGGCAGUUUGGAAGAGCCCAGACUUUGUCCAUACAUUGUGCCUGCAUACCAAACUUACUUUCACAAUUGCAUUUAUAAUGCGCUGCGUUCCAAAGGUGUUGCAACCCAUCCUUGUGUGGCUCUUACCCUAUAGAUGGCAGUUACGCAGGACCUGGAAAUCCCUAGAUGAUUAUGUGAUACCUGAGAUCAGACGUCGACAGCAGGAAAGAAGUGCGGAUACAUAUCCAGACCUAGUAUCGUGGAUGAUCGAAGAUGGCAGAACCGCCAUUGACAAGGAUCCUCGUAUGCUGACUAGGCUAGUAGGAGCAGUAGGCGUGGGUGGUACUUACAGUACGGCCAAUUUUGUCACUGGUAUGAUACUCGACUUGACAGAGCACCCCGAGAUACUGGAGCAGGUCAGACAGGAGAUUGCGGAACAACAUGAGAAAUGUAACGGACACUGGGAUCAAGCAGCAUUCAACAGCCUGGACAGGCUAGAAUCCGCCAUGAAGGAAACAAGCAGGCUGGCUCCAGGAUCGUUCAUCGUCUAUGGCCGCAAUGUAGAGCAAGAUUACACGUUGUCUAACGGCCUCUCUCUAAAGAAGGGUCAAGCUCUUGGCGUAUCUUAUCUUGCGAAGUCUAUGGAUCCGCGGGUGUUUGAUGAUUAUGAGGAUUAUAAGGGUAUGCGAUUCUAUGAUAGCGGUCUCGAGGACCUUCGCGCUCGGCCUUUCAGAAGCAUCGAUGGGGAGAUCUUGACCUGGGGCUCAGGGCGCCACUCAUGCCCGGGCCGGUUCAUCGCUAACCUGUCUGCCAAGAUUGCUCUUGUGAAGAUCCUUGACGAGUACGACUUCAAGUUGGUCGAUGGAAAACGGCCCGGCAAUGGAAUCAUGCACGACUUCACUUUCGUUCAUCCGAAGAGCCAGUUGAUGAUCCGGCGCAGGGAGAAAACUCUUGGUAUCAAGUAUUAG
Molecule: messenger RNA, 1482 nt
Organism: Annulohypoxylon maeteangense
Lineage: Eukaryota; Fungi; Ascomycota; Sordariomycetes; Xylariales; Hypoxylaceae
Product: putative cytochrome P450
Exons: 4
Coding region: 1-1482 (493 amino acids)
Molecular function (GO): oxidoreductase activity, acting on paired donors, with incorporation or reduction of molecular oxygen; monooxygenase activity; heme binding
Source: RefSeq, a predicted model, not a curated record